AUGCUAUCCGGGUGGAGUACUGCUGGGAGGUUGGCAUGUCCUUAUUGCAUGGAGAAUACAAAGUCUUUCACUUUGAAACAUGGUCAUAAGCAAACAUGGUUUGAUUGCCAUCGUCAAUUUCUACCUGAAGAUCAUGUUUUUCGAAAGAACAAAAGUGGUUUCACCAAAAAUAAGGCAGAAUACUCCCCACCCCCACCAAGGUUGAGUGGUGAUGAACUGUGGGAGCGUGUGUCACACUUGCCAAAAACAAUUGAUCAUUGUGAGUUAGCUCGAGAUAAAACACAUAAUUGGAUGAAGCAAAGCAUUUUUUGGGAACUUCCUUAUUGGCGAAAGCUUUUGGUUCGACAUAACUUAGAUGUGAUGCAUGUCGAGAAAAACUUUUUUGAUCAAUUAAUCCAUACAGUUAUGAAUGUUAAGGGGAAAACUAAGGAUAAUAAAGAAGCUAGGAAAGAUUUGGCUCUACAUUGCAAACGACGACGACUACAUCUGCACGAUGAUAGUGGUGCUAGUAGUAGUAAAACGGGAGAUAAGAUGCCUGAUGCUUCUUUUACACUUAGCAAGGAGAAAAGGAAAGCUUUAUGUGAGUGGAUCAAGAAAUUGAAAUUCCCUGAUGGAUAUGCAUCCAACCUAAGCAGAUGUGUAGAUUUAAAUGAGGGAAAAUUAUUUGGCAUGAAAAGCCAUGAUUGCCACGUGUUCAUGGAGAGGUUGCUUCCAGUUGCAUUGAAAGAAUUGCUUCCCGUCAUUGUGUGGAAGACAAUUACUGAAAUAAGCCAGUUCUUUAGGGAUAUAAGCUCAUCACUGUUGAAAGUGGAGGAUGUGGAUAUGUUGGAGAAAAAUAUUCCAGAGAUCAUUUGCAAACUAGAGAGAAUUUUCCCACCCUCGUUCUUCAAUGUUAUGGAACAUUUGCCUGUUCACUUGCCGUAUGAGACAAAAGUCGGAGGACCCGUCCAGUAUAGGUGGAUGUAUCCAUUUGAAAGGUUCCUCCAUCAUUUUAAAAGAAAAAUUGGUAACAAAGCUCGAGUGGAAGGUUCUAUUUGCAAUGCAUAUCUUACGGAGGAGAUAUCUAACUUUUGCACCCAUUAUUUUGAGCCAAACAUUGACACAAAGGCUAACGACAUGUGUCGAAAUGUAUAUGAAGGUGAUGAAGGGCAAGUGGAUGUAAAUGUUCCUGAGUUGUUCUCUUGCAAUACAGGACACACCUCUAAAAAGGGAACUAAAAGCUUUUUGGUUGAUGUUGACUAUCGUGCGGCCCAUGGCUACAUCCUUUCAAAUUGUGAGCUAUUACAAGAUUAUGAAAGGUUGUUUGAAGAGGAAAUGGUUAAACAAAAUCCACGUGUUAGUGUUAAUGAUGUGUGGAGGAAGUUUGAGCAUAAAUUCCAAGAAUGGUUCAAGCAAUAUGUUUUGAGUUCCGAUAAUGAGAAAGGAAUAAUUAGGACUCUUGCUAUUGGUCCAUCAAGAGCUGUUCAGAAAUAUAAGCAUUAUUAUGUCAACGGCUAUAAUUUUCAUACUUAUGAAUAUGGGAAGGAUAAGUCUACUAUGAAUUAUGGAGUUUGUGUGAAGAGUUUGGAGGAGGUGAGCUAUUAUGGAAUACUUGAGGAGGUGAUUGAGUUGAUGUAUGUGGGGCCAACACAAUGUUAUAAAGCCAUGUUGUUUAAGUGUUCCUGGUUUGACUCGGGAAAUGGUACAAAUGUGCAUCCGCAAUAUAAGCUUGUCGAGGUUAACCAUACAAAGAAGUAUCCUAGAUAUGACCCUUUUGUGUUAGCCUAUCAAGCAGAACAAGUAUAUUUUGCACCAUACCCGAGCUUAAAAAGGGAUCGAGAUCAAUGGUGGGCCGUGUUUCAAAUGAAGGCUAGAUCAAUAGUUGAUGCUCCUUUGGACCCAUUAGCAUUUCAGGAGGAGCGAAAUGAGAACCCACCGCAAUUAUCUGAGCUAAAUGAGGAUGAUUUUGUCCAUGCUCACACGAAUGAAGAUGAAAUGGAAGGUGUGAGUGAAGAGGAUGAAGACUUGGAUGAUAAUAUUGAAGAGGAAGAGGAUGAAGACUUGAAUGAUAAUAUUGAAGAGGAAGAGGAGUUCAGUUCCGAAAUGUCCAUAGAUGAUGAAGAAGAUGGAUAUGAAAGUGAUUUAAGCACUACAAGUGGUGAUGUGGAUUCAUAG
Spinacia oleracea (spinach) is the source of this 2154-nucleotide messenger RNA. RefSeq lists its product as uncharacterized. The transcript is spliced from 4 exons. NCBI's taxonomy places the organism in Eukaryota, Viridiplantae, Streptophyta, Magnoliopsida, Caryophyllales, Amaranthaceae. Bases 1 to 2154 code for a protein of 717 amino acids. The record is from RefSeq and is a predicted model, not a curated record.